AUGGAAGCUAUGUUUUCAUGUGGCAGAGUUGCAUUUGCAAUCAUAGCAAUAUUAUGCUGCUUCACUUCCCCUGCAAUUGCAUGCCCCUUCCCUGAAAGAAAUCUUCUCCUGGAUUUCAAGGCAGCCGUUGUAGAUGAGUAUAACAUUCUCAGUUCCUGGCACGGAUUCAAUUGCUGCACGUGGAGAGGAGUCAGUUGUAAUCUCCGCACAGGCCAUGUUUCUCGACUGGAUCUGAGUGGAUACUAUAUGGAAGGUAACAUCAGUUCAUCGCUGUUCCAACUUGCACAGUUGGAGCACCUCGAUCUCAGUUACAACUCCUUCAAGGGUAAAUUCAGUCCUCCCCAUAAUCGAAAGUUGAAGACUCUCACUUUUCUUGACUUGUCAUUUGCUGGUUAUAUAAAUUAUUCCUCUCUGGAUUCUGUACUGGAAUUUUAUGUGAGUUUGGAAAGCUUAUCAAAUCUGGUGAGCUUGGAAUACCUCUCUCUUGCUGCAGUGAACAUCUCUGAAAGCAAAGAGUGGGGUGAAGCUGUUGGCAGUCUACCCAACCUUCAAAAACUCCACAUGUCUGACUGUGAGCUUGGAGGACCAAUUCCCAAUUCCCUUCUCAACCUCACCUCUCUCCUUCACCUCGAUCUCUCAGAGAACUAUUUGUCAGCACAAAUACCAGCUUGGUUUGAAAAUAUGACUGCCCACUUGCUCUCACUUGAUCUCUCUUGGAAUGAUAAUCUUGGAGGAGACAUUUCUUUCAUUGGACAACGAGAGUCUUCUUUGUCACUAACAAGCAUUGAUCUUUCAGGGACAGCCAUGAAGGGCCGAAUUCCAUCUGCUGUAGGAAAUAUCUCAUGCUUGGAGCAUCUUCAUCUGAGAGAAAGUAGAAUUGAAGGUGAGAUUCCAGCUGCUGUAGGGAAUUUGUUGUCCUUGCAAACUCUUGAUCUGUCAGAUACCAGAAUCGAAGGUGAGAUUCCAGCUGCUGUAGGGAAUUUGUUGUCCUUGCAAACUCUUGAUCUGUCAGAUACCAGAAUCGAAGGUGAGAUUCCAGCUGCUGUAGGGAAUUUGUUGUCCUUGCAAACUCUUGAUCUGUCAGAUAGCAGAAUCGAAGGUGAGAUUCCAGCUGCUGUAGGGAAUUUGUUGUCCUUGCAAACUCUUGAUCUGUCAGAUACCAGAAUUGAAGGUAAGAUUCCACCUGCUAUAGGGAAUUUGUCGUCCUUGCAAAUUCUUGAUCUGUCAGAUACCAGAAUUGAAGGUGAGAUUCCAGCUGCUAUAGGGAAUGUGUCGUCCUUGAAGAGUCUUGACCUGUCGAAUACCAGAAUUGAAGGUGAGAUUCCUCUCUCCAUAGUCAAUCUCUCUAAACUUGUUUCUUUGGAGCUGUCCUACAACAAGUUAACUGGGGUAAUCCCACCUUCAUUGGACUCACUUUCUUCCCUUGUUAGUCUUCACCUUUAUGCCAACGAACUGAAUGGUACGAUUCCAUCUACAAUUUCAAAUCUUGUUCACUUAAGAAGCCUUUGGCUCGACUCCAAUAGUUUAAGGGGCCUCAUUUCCCUUUCCGUAUUCGAUAAUCUCACUAGACUUAAUGACCUGUAUCUUUCUGCCAAUCACUUAACUGUAAACAUUGAUUCAACAUGGAUUCCGCGGUUUAAGCUUUCCUACUUGGCAUUAGGCUCUUGCAAUUUAGAUAGAAUUCCAUCGUUUCUUGUGACCCAAUAUGACUUGGAAUAUCUAGACCUAUCCUCUAAUAGUAUCCCAACAAAUAUUCCAUCCUGGAUAUGGAACUUACCCAGCCUUUAUGAUUUGAACCUUAGCUGUAAUCAAUUAACAGGAUCAUUGUCAUCUAGACUAACCUUACCCAAGUAUUUUGACUCUCUAGAUUUGCACAAUAACAGCUUACAAGGUGCUCUUCUUCUUCGUAAUGCUCGUGCUGCUCUACUGGAUCUGUCGAUGAAUCAGUUUAAUGGUUCUAUUCCUACUGACAUUGGUGCGUAUCUUCAAAAUACAAGGUUCUUAUCCUUGUCGCGGAAUAAUCUCAGCGGGGCGAUUCCAGGUUCUAUUUGCACUUCAUAUUUGGAGGUUCUUGACCUUUCAAAUAAUACGCUGAGCAGUGUCAUUCCUCCUCAUUUAACCAGGAAUUGUUCUUCUCUAAGUGUUUUAGAUCUGGCGGAAAAUCAUCUGGAAGGUAAAAUGCCAGCAGAAUGGGGCAACAUUACAAAGAUUCAUACGUUGAAGCUCAAUGGUAAUCAUUUGAGAGGAGUUAUUCCCUCGUCCAUUUCAGAAGGCCGAUCUCUGCAAGUAUUGGAUUUGGGAAAUAAUGAUUUGGAAGGCACCCUUCCCCAGUGGAUUGGAAAGCUAUCACAGCUGCAUGUGUUGGUCUUAAGGUCUAAUCAUUUUCAUGGCAGUAUCCCACGCCAGGUAAUUGGCCUUCCGAAUCUUCAAAUUCUGGAUCUUUCUGGCAACCACCUUUCAGGAGCUAUUCCAAGCAACCUUACAAACCUGCUUGCAAUGGUCAAUGCAUCGCAGAAUAAUUCAAACCAUCUCGAAGAAUACAGUUCAACUGGUGCUACGUACACAAAUCAGAUUACAAUUUCCUGGAAAGGUUGGGAUGUUGAGUUUGUUAAAGUUCUUUUCAUUCUUAAAUGUAUUGAUCUUUCAAACAACAACUUAUCUGGGAGCAUUCCUCCCGAAAUGGGAUCUCUUCAAGGCUUGAUAGCCCUUAACCUUUCAAGGAAUCAUCUCAGUGGCCGAAUCCCAAAAACAAUGGGACGCAUGGAUCAGCUAGAGUCUUUGGACCUCUCGUUAAACAGGCUGAAUGGCAACAUUCCAUUAGAACUUCAGUUGCUGAGUUAUUUGCAGUUCUUGAAUCUGUCUUACAAUAUGCUUGAUGGAAAAGUACCCCGCGGGGGGCAGUUUCUAACGUUUGUGGAGUCGUCCUACUUAGGCAAUCCUAAGCUAAGUGGGAUUCCAUUUUCCAAUGUAACUGUCUGCAACAACUCUUCUGGCUUUGACAACUGCACAAGUAUUGAGAGAAAUGGUGAAGCAGAGAAUUCAGAUGGUGAAAUGAUAGGAUGGGCAGUGGGACUUGGAUUGAGUUAUGGUUUGGGAUUCUCUAUUGUGAUUGGAAUAUUGACUUUCAAUAAGAGUGUGAAAAAUAGAGCCUUCAAUUUGUAUGAUGUUGUAAUUUUAGCUGUUGAUCGGCGUAUAAGAGGGAAUAGAUGA
Messenger RNA from Cryptomeria japonica (Japanese cedar), 3210 nucleotides. Its product is annotated as receptor-like protein 7. NCBI's taxonomy places the organism in Eukaryota, Viridiplantae, Streptophyta, Pinopsida, Cupressales, Cupressaceae. The transcript has a single exon. The record is from RefSeq and is a predicted model, not a curated record. Gene Ontology annotation, molecular function: protein binding. Bases 1 to 3210 code for a protein of 1069 amino acids.